Messenger RNA from Ipomoea nil (Japanese morning glory), 3231 nucleotides. RefSeq lists its product as uncharacterized. The coding region runs from base 1 to 3231 and encodes 1076 amino acids. Lineage: Eukaryota; Viridiplantae; Streptophyta; Magnoliopsida; Solanales; Convolvulaceae. The record is from RefSeq and is a predicted model, not a curated record. The transcript is spliced from 4 exons.
AUGAACGCAACCAUCUCCUCUGAUUCUCUGACCAUUGCAUCCAGGGUUCACAAUCAUGAAGUGAUCCUCACCUCGGAAGACAUUCGAACCAUGUACGGCUUUCCACAAAGAGAUGACUCUUACAUGUCCAACCUUACUCAUUAUUACUACGAUCCAGAAGACUUCUAUGUCUCUAUCAAGAACAACCAAGGUCCGGCGAAGACAGAGAUCUCAUGGCCGUUAAAGAAGAAGUGGUUUCGACUAAAUUAUGAGUUCACAGUUGAUAUCUUCAACAAAGUUGUUGAUCACAAAACGUCAGGAACUGAUGACGUAACAAAGGAGAAAUUAAAAAUGCUGCAUGCCUUUCUGAAUGAAAUCAAGGUGGAUUGGUCAAAGAUCAUCUUCAACAAUCUCAUCCACACCAUCACAUACAACAGAAAGAGUCCGGGUGACGUCGCCAAGAAACUAGGAUAUGGAUUUAUGGUCAGCCAUCUUCUCGUCACCAAAGGAAUUUUAAUGCGCCCAGGAAUCCGGUCAGGACCAAAAGCAUGCCAUAUGAAACAGAAACCAUCAGGUUAUGACAAGCAGAAGGGGGAAGAGGUCACGAAAGAAGCACAUCCUCAGGGGGAAGCUCAACCGAAAGUUGUCCUUCCUAAAAGACUCUCUGAUGAUCAAGACCCAGAAACUGAUCUCGUUCCUUCUCAAGUCCCCCAUCCACAAGAACCUACUUUGGUAGAGCAACUUCCUCAUGAGUUGACACAAGAACCUGCUGAUGUAGAAAUAGAGGCCAGUCGCUUAAGUCUUCCACAAGAACCUGGUUCGCCAGAAAAGACGAAAGAAGCGUCUGAUGCAUUGAUUGAUAUGCCAUCUCAUCCACAAGAACCUACCAAUGCAGAGCAGGUUAUUCUGACACAAGAACCUACGUUGGUAGACGAGACAGCUAUGGUGCCGGUAGCAACUCCAGAUAUCCCGAAACCAUCAGCACCAGCUCCUGAAGUAUCUGUUCCUCAACCUUCACCAGAUAAAUUGCUCAGAGAAUCCAUUGAAAGGGAUUACCAACGAGUUUUGCAGUGGCAAAAGUGGCGCACUGCUCCCUUAAGAUCUUUCAUUGAAACCUUUGAAGCUAUGCAAGACGAAGAAGAAUUUGCACUGAAUUGGAUCGGCACAGAUGACGUUUACAAAUCCCUUCGUCUUGAAGAAAUUAGACGAGUGUUCUCCUACAAGAUGACCAAUCGCACUCUCGGGAAAGACAAAGCCCCACUCUGCAUUGAUCUUAACAAACCACCAUUGGAUCCAGCUUUGGAAGAAGAAAUGAAGCAACUUCGAUAUGCCAUGCUGCUAUCAAAGAUCAAAACCACGUUAGAAAAGGAACACCAGAAUGAUCUAAACUGCAAUGUCAGUGGAACGAAGGAUGAGCAUGGACAAGAAAUUGAAGAAGACGAAAGUGAUAUGAAUGAGGAAGAUGAAAAUGAUGAUGAUGAUAUUGACGAUGUAAAUGAUGAUGAUGAUGAUAUUGACGAUGUAAAUGAUGAUGAUGAUGAUAUUGACGAUGUAAAUGAUGAUGAUGAUGAUGACGAUGCAGAUGAUGAACAUGAUGACGACGAUGAUGACAAUGACAACGAUGGUAAUUUGGGUAAUGCAGGUGUCCAAGGAGCCGAUUCCGAAGACAGUGAUCCAAUAUUGAUCGGUCCUGAUUAUGAUACCUUUCCCCAAAGAUCUCCCCUAAGAAAAUUACCCUCUGACAGUGAUGACCCGAAAGAAGCUUCAAAUGAACAUCCCGAAGAUCUGUCUCGUACCAUAGUUCCACUUGUUCAACCCAUGGACGAAACGCCGAUCAAGCAAGAGAAAGAAUCUGCGCGUGAGGGCAAACUGGAAGCCUCACCAAUUCUUCUCAGCUCAGCAAGUGGUGGCAAAAGUGAAGCACCACCUCAAAAUGAACAAAUGGACACAACGCCAACAAACUUUGAAGAAGAGUCAACUGCAGAGCCCCCACGGACCAUCAUGAACCUCAUGAGAGAAACUGUCCAUUCAGCCGAAACCAUCCAUCUGCAAUAUCUUGUUCUACGGCAAAAGGACACGAAAGUACUAGAUGAUUUAUGCAAGAAGGUAGAUCUUCUGAUGGCUGCCCAAUCUCAACCUCAGCCUCCACCUCAAGAACAACCUCAACCGUCACAACACACUCAAUCAGAUCACAAGUUCCUUGAGCGAAUUGCGAAGAGACUUCAUGAACUUGACACCACCAUGAACAAAGUUGCACAGCAACAACACGAGCUCAAACAUUCUCUCUUCGGCCUUAAAGAACGUGUUGACCUAGCUUGUACAAAGAUCGAUACUUAUCAAGAUAAUUCAUACCAACUGGGAGAAUAUGCUCUUCAAAUUCUCGGAUAUGCCCAGUAUAUCUUGGUAGCAAGAGAUGACGACAAGGACAAGGAUGAUGAUCAUCCAAGAAACAACACGAAAGAUCAGUCUCCAGAAGCAAAACACUCGCCUUCUCGGACACCAAGAGACUCUGGCCGAAGGAACACAAAUCCAUCCCAUCCUCCAUCAAGGUCUCGUGGUCACCAUUCCUCAAAGCCAAGAUACCAUGGUCGAUACCAAUCCAGAUCACUUAAGCCUCGCCAAUCUUUCGGUACUGAAGCCAAGUACAUCUUCACGGAAGGAAGUGGUAAACGUUUUGAGGGUUGCAAUGUCCCUACCUGGCUUAAAACAAGGGAUAAUCAUACAAGGCAAGAUCACAUUAGCACCCAAAACGAAAGGAUCAAAAGAGAAAACAGAGAGCUAUGGAAGAAACAUGAUGAAGAAAUCAAAAGAAGAGAGGAUGAAGCAAAGGAAAGAGAAAGAAUCAGGAAUCUCAUCGAAGAUCUUUCAAGUGUAACCAAAGACUCUCCGCAAAGUGUUAUUCACAAUGUAGCCUUCAAAGUGCACAAAGAGUCAGGAAAAAGUUAUCAAGAAGGAAUGAAUUCGUUUGAGCUAAUUUCGUGGUGGAAAGCUGGGAUAGUCGAAGGAAGAAACAUUCGUGAAGCUUAUAACAACUACACAAGCUUAAAUAUCAAAGGAGAACAUGAAGAGCUUGUCAAGACAAAUCCGAUUAAGAUCUUCAGGAAAAAGAUCAAUGAGAAAAUAGACUUCAAAAGAAUGCUCAAGCAACAAAAGGAAAAAGACUGUAAAGAACAACAGGAAGCUGCUCAACAGAAGUCAAAGCUCUUAGAAAUAAAAAGACUUGUACACUCUCACGUAAGGCUGCUUUUAUAA